Cyclocybe aegerita is the source of this 1719-nucleotide messenger RNA. The record is from the annotation of a GenBank genome assembly. Lineage: Eukaryota; Fungi; Basidiomycota; Agaricomycetes; Agaricales; Hemipholiotaceae.
AUGCGCUUUGCGUUGUUAUCCGUUCUGUGUCUCGGCACGAGGGUGCUCGCUCAGUCCAGUGUCGUUGACCAAUAUGUCGCAACAGAGUCCCCCAUUGCGAAGGCGGGCUUACUUGCCAACAUAGGGCCAUCGGGCUCGAAGUCGUCUGGAGCAAAGGCGGGCAUCGUGAUUGCCAGUCCAAGCACAAGUGAUCCAGAUUAUCUCUUCACCUGGACGCGUGAUUCUUCGCUCGUUUUCAAAACUGUUAUCGACCAGUUUACCAGGGGCGAAGACAACACCCUUCGGACUACCAUUGAUGAUUUCUUGGCUGCACAAGCUACACUACAGCAGGUCUCCAAUCCUAGUGGAACGGUUUCUACAGGUGGCCUAGGCGAACCCAAAUUCAACAUCGACAUGACCGCUUUCACUGGUUCAUGGGGAAGGCCCCAACGGGAUGGACCUGCUCUCCGCGCAACGGCCUUGAUCACGUACGCGAACUGGCUCAUCGAAAAUUCCAACGCAUCCUUUGUGGCCUCCAACAUUUGGCCUGUCGUCAAGCUUGAUCUCGACUACACAGCGAGGUUAUGGAAUCAGUCUACAUACGACCUUUGGGAAGAGGUCUCCUCAAGCUCUUUUUUUACUACUGCUGCCCAACAUCGAGCUCUUCGCGAAGGAGCAGCUCUCGCGUCAAAAAUUGGACAGACCUCCGUUGUCUCAGAAUAUCUGGACCAGGCAAAUAACACUCUUUGCUUCCUUCAGUCGUAUUGGAACCCUUCCGCUGGCUUUAUUACUUCCAACACCGGGGGAGGAAGAUCAGGCAAGGACGCAAACUCGGCUUUGGCCUCCAUCCACACUUUUGAUCCGGCUGCCGGAUGCGAUGCGGCAACUUUCCAGCCUUGCUCAGACAAGGCUCUUUCCAGCUUGAAGGUUUAUAUCGACUCAUUCCGCACUAUCUACGGCAUCAACAGUGGUAUUGCGGCCAAUGCAGCCGUCGCCACAGGCCGCUAUGCAGAAGAUGUUUACUUCAAUGGAAAUCCCUGGUACUUGACCACAGCCGCUGUCGCUGAGCAGCUCUAUGAUGCCCUCAUCGUCUGGAAUCAACAAGGUUCUUUGACGGUUACAAGCACCUCCCUCGCCUUCUUCCGCCAAUUCUCGUCAUCAAUCGAGGCUGGGACCUAUGCUUCGUCAACGCCCACUUUCACUACCCUGACCACCGCAAUCAAAACCUUUGCAGACGGGUUCAUUGCUAUCAACGCAAAGUACACACCAUCCAACGGUGCUCUGGCGGAACAAUUUGACGGAAACACUGGCGCUCCGUUGAGUGCUGUUGACCUGACCUGGAGCUAUGCUUCAGCUUUGACGGCCUUUGCGGCUCGCGAUGGGGUUGUCCCUGCCAGCUGGGGUGCCAGUGGCCUUAUUGUACCAACUGUUUGCAAUAGCAACACAGGUCCGACAGUUGAAGUAACUUUCAACGUCUUCGCUACCACACAGUUUGGAGAAAAUAUUUUCCUCACAGGUUCCCUAGAUGCCCUGAAAGGCUGGUCUCCGGACAAUGCACUCGCCCUGUCUGCUGCCAAUUACCCAACGUGGAGCAUUACGGUGACUCUUCCAGCAAGCACGAUUUUCGAGUACAAGUACAUUCGCAAGUUUAACGGUGCCGUUACCUGGGAGUCAGAUCCAAACAAUUCCAACACCACACCUGCGAUUGGCUCUUUUACGAUCAAUGACACCUGGAGGUGA